AUGUUCAGGCCCAUCAUCAUUGCUAUUGCGACUGUCCAUUUCACUGAAAUUCCCCUCACCUUUGCUGGACCUCCACUUCUCUACUCACGGUGCCCUGGUGUGGUGCUGCCAGCUGUGGUGAGGGCUAGGAAAAGAGUUUGCUUGGAGCCCUGGGUUAUUGGCCUUAUCACCUUUAUAUCCUUGAUUGUCCUGGCAGUGUGCAUUGGACUUAUUGUUCAUUAUGUGAGAUACAGCUUUGAUGUUCAAACGGUAACCAAAGAAGCUAAUCAGUUGAUGCUAAUUCAAGAGGAUUAUGGAAUACUGGCUCAUAUGCUGCUAAUUUUUAAAUUUCGUUCUACUGAAAAUCCUGAAAACAUAAAUAAAAAUAUUCAUCGCUUUCUACAUGAGAAGUUGCAACAUGCUAUAGGACCCCCUAAAGUAGAUCCUGAGUCAGUGGAAAUUAAAAAAAUCAACAAGACAGAAACAGACAACUAUCUGAACAGUUGCUGUGGAACACGCAGGAAUAAAUCUACUGGGCAAAGCCUCAGGAUUGUUGGUGGCACAGAGGUAGAAGAGGGUGAAUGGCCCUGGCAAGCUAGCCUGCAAUGGGAUGGAAUCCAUCGCUGUGGGGCAGCCUUAAUUAAUAGCACAUGGCUUGUGAGUGCUGCUCACUGCUUUAGAAUGUAUAAAGAUCCACGCAGAUGGACUGUUUCUUUUGGGGCCACACUAAAGCCUUCAAAAGAGAAACAAGGUCUCAAGAGGAUAAUUGUCCAUGAACAACACAAACACCCAUCACAUGACUAUGAUAUUGCAGUUGCAGAGCUUUUUAGACCUGUUACCUACACAAAUGCUGUGCAUAGAAUUUGCCUUCCUGACGCUUCCCAUGCAUUCCACCCAGGUGAACAUAUGUUCGUAACAGGAUUUGGAGCAGUUAAAAAUGAUGGUACAAGUCAAAAUCGUCUUCGGCAAGUGCAAGUGGAUCUGAUAAGCACUAAAACAUGCAAUGAACCUCAGGCUUACAAUGGUGCCAUAACUCCUAGAAUGAUAUGCGCUGGCUUCUUGAAAGGAAAUAGAGAUGCAUGCCAGGGUGACUCUGGAGGACCACUGGUUAGUCCAAAUGCUAGGGAUAUCUGGUAUCUUGCUGGAAUAGUGAGCUGGGGAGAUGAAUGCGGGAAACCCAACAAGCCUGGGGUGUAUACAAGGGUGACUGCCUUCCGGGACUGGAUCGCCUCCAAAACUGGUGUCUAA
Molecule: messenger RNA, 1227 nt
Organism: Chrysochloris asiatica (Cape golden mole)
Lineage: Eukaryota; Metazoa; Chordata; Mammalia; Afrosoricida; Chrysochloridae
Gene: TMPRSS11E
Product: transmembrane protease, serine 11E
Exons: 9
Coding region: 1-1227 (408 amino acids)
Biological process (GO): proteolysis
Cellular component (GO): plasma membrane
Molecular function (GO): serine-type endopeptidase activity
Source: RefSeq, a predicted model, not a curated record